This is a messenger RNA of Penicillium verhagenii, 6909 nucleotides long. RefSeq lists its product as uncharacterized. Gene Ontology annotation, molecular function: ATP hydrolysis activity; helicase activity; ATP binding. The record is from RefSeq and is a predicted model, not a curated record. NCBI's taxonomy places the organism in Eukaryota, Fungi, Ascomycota, Eurotiomycetes, Eurotiales, Aspergillaceae. Bases 1 to 6909 code for a protein of 2302 amino acids. The transcript is spliced from 7 exons.
AUGUCCACGAAUAAUCGAUCGGAUCGACUGGCCAAAUACUUUGCAGCUGUUAUCCACGGAAAGCAAGAGGUCGGGGAUCUCAACGGCUUUAAGAAACUCAUCGAAGCCAUUCUAGAAGCCAAAGAUUCCUGUGUGGCUAUUGAGAGACUGGUCAGCAGUCAGAAUGCCCUGGAUGCUCUUCGAAAUGGUCUGAGAUUCAAUCUGACACCGGAUUUCAUCAACAAGCAUACAUCGAAGCUCAUCAAUGUUUUGAGCAGACCGGAGAUCAAGCUUUUAUGCAACGGCCUAUUCCUUGAACAACUUCUUAUUAUUAUUUUGGAGCCCCGAACACUCUGGAAUACACUUUUGAAUGCCUUUGGUACCCGUAAACUGGAUGAAGACGCUAUUCACACCUUCUGUUGGUUGACCACGGAGCUUCUGUCACUACCGGCUUCAUCUGCGGUAAACAUCAUAGCGGAUGCUCAGACUAUCUUGAGUGAUGGGUACCUUCUUUCGUCAUCUUCAGUAUCGCUGCGCAAUCUGGGACACAAGAUCAAGUAUCUGCUAGAUAUGAAGUCUUCCGCCUCCACUGUCCUGGCAUCCGAGAACACAGCAGGUGGUCGUCAUGAUAACGAUUUUGCCGAUUUCCGCCUCACGGCUAUACUUCCCACAACAGAUGAGAUGGGUUGUACCGAGAAACCUUUCUAUCGACGUGUGGAUGAGAUCACACAGCUCUCUGGUAGCCAACGCAUCGCGGCACAUGCCGACAACCAAUUCCGGCUUUUGCGUGAAGAUAUGCUGUCCGCACUGCGAGAUGACAUUCAGGUCGCAACAGGCGCAAAAAAGGGUAGAAGAUCUGCUUUACGCCUCGGAGGAUUGUCUUUGGCUCGCAUCUCUUGUCUAUCACCGGACUUGAGAAACAUCCGCCCGUGCACCAUUGGCGUCAAUGCUAAGUCAGGCUUGAGCAAGCUGAAAACCCUUUCCGAAGAGAAGGCCAAAGAAUAUCUCAAAAGCACCCCUCAGUUUGUCAAACACCGGGCCUUUGGGUGUUUUGUGCGGAACAAGGAGAUUGUGGCAUUUGCUACAAUUGAAAGAAACGUUGAAGAUCUGAUAUCCAAACCUCCAGUGAUCAUGCUACGAGUUGUAGGAGAGGAGGCGAUGAAAAAGUCUAUCCUCUUUCUUAAACUCUAUGACGACGUCGAGUUUUUGGUAGUUGAUACAGCAACUUUUGCUUAUGAACCAAUUCUGAAAUGUCUGCAAGAGAGGGUUGAGUAUCCUCUUACCGAAGAAUUGUUUCUGUACGAAAAAGACGAACCAGUGAAGAACUCCGCCUUGGCACCUUUAGACGUGAUCAAUGAGUUGCAUGAAAAUUACAAACCUAAUAUUCAAACAAUCUUGAAAACGUCAAAGCCAGUUAGAUUGGACCCAUCCCAACAGGAAUCUCUGUUGGCAGGAUUGAGUCAAAGGGUCAGUCUGAUCCAGGGACCUCCAGGUACCGGCAAAUCAUUCAUAGGGGCAAUUUUGGCCAAAAUUCUACAUGAUCACACCAAAGACAAGAUACUGGUGAUGUGCUACACGAAUCAUGCAUUGGAUCAAUUCUUAGAAGAUUUACUUGACAUUGGCAUUGACUCUGCCGGAAUUGUUAGAUUGGGAUCCAAGUCAACACCUAGGACCCAGCCACUAAGUCUCAAAGAGCAAAGCACCACUAGAGUUAGGCCUGGUUCAAACUGGAACACCAUCAACGCACUCAAGGCACAAUGUCUGGAGCAGCGAACUGCCAUUAACAGCUCAUUUUCAGCAUAUCAGAAGUCAGCAAAUUCGUCAGCAGUCUUAGACUACCUGGAAUUUGAAGAUCCUGAGUACUUUGAAGCCUUCGCCUUACCCGAGGAUGAAAAUGGAAUGAAGUUGGUAGGCUCGGAUGGAACAGCAAUCAAGAAGGACUAUCUUUACAACCAUUGGAUCAAAGGGGAAUCUCCAAACCCGAUUUUCACUAAGCAUUUGUCAACUAAGAGCUGCGGUAUAUGGGCUGUGGACCAGAAAUUUCGAGAUGAGAAGCUUCAAUCGUGGAAACGUGCUUUGCUUGAUGAACAAGCUGCAUCUCUCGCGGUGCACAUGGACCUGUUUGACAAAUGUGAAGAGAAGCUCUCUGCGACAUUAAAGGAGAAAACACGCGAGAUCCUGAAAAACAAAAAGAUUAUAGGAUACACAAAACAUUUGAUCCUGAUCGGAGAUCAUCUACAACUCCGGCCAAAGAUCAAUAGCUACGCCCUCGCCACGGAAAAGGGGGAUGGAUAUGACCUAAACGUGUCUCUUUUCGAAAGACUAGUCCAUAGCGGGUAUCCACAUACGACCUUGCAGAAGCAACAUCGGAUGUGCCCUGAGAUCUCAGAUCUCGUGCGCACUCUCACCUACCCACAAUUGGAAGAUGAUGAGAAGACGAAGACUCGUCCUGAGCCACGAGGCUUAUCCGACCGCGUAAUUUUCUUCGAUCAUCGAAACUUUGAAGAGCAGUUUUCAGACGUCACCGAUCGACGGGAUGAAGGAACAAAGCAGUCUAAGCAGAAUAUUUUUGAGGCAGAGAUUGUCUUGAAGAUCGUUAAGUAUCUUGGGCAGCAAGGGUACGGAACAGACAAACUCGUCGUUCUCACGCCGUAUCUCGGUCAACUUUCACUUCUGCGCCAGACGUUGAGCAAGCAGAAUGAUCCGGUGCUCAAUGAUCUUGAUUCUCAUGAGCUUUUACAAGCAGGGCUGUUGUCGCAUGCCAGUGCCAAGCACAACAAACAGCCGAUCAAGCUUUCCACAGUCGACAACUACCAAGGAGAGGAAAGCGAGAUUGUGAUAGCCUCACUCACACGAAGCAACAAAACUGGCGACAUAGGAUUCAUGGCAGCGCCAGAGAGAUUGAACGUACUUCUUUCUCGUGCCCGGAACGUACUUAUCAUGGUAGGAAAUUCGGAGACAUUUGUCUCUAGCCGUAAAGGGCAAAAGUGCUGGAGGCCGCUCGUUGAUCAGCUCAAAGCCAAUGGUCAUCUAUACGACGGACUACCUGUGAAAUGUGAACAGCACCCUGAUAAGACAGCUGUACUUCGGACCAAGGAAGACUUCGACAGAGAGACUCCAGACGGUGGAUGUUCGGCACCUUGUGGUGUUAAACUAAAUUGUGGAGCACACGAGUGCCCAUCCAAAUGUCAUCAACUCAAGGAUCAUUCCAAGAUGAGGUGCACCAAGAUUGUCAAAUGGAACUGUCCUCGGGGCCAUACUCUGUCUUCGCCAUGUUCGUUGGCCAAGGGGUCAUGUCGCUUCUGCACCCAGGAAGACAGGUUAAAAAAAGAAAAGCAUGAACGUGAUGUGAGGCUCGAGGCGGAGCGACAAAGAAAUCAAUCUUUAUACGCGAUGCAAAUUGCCGAGCUUCAGGACGAAGCUGCUCAUUUGAGACUUCUGAAUGCCGAUAAACUCAUAAACGCGGAGAGAGCAAGAAUUCUUGCGCAGCACCAUGAAGAAAUCAAACAGCUGCGAGUCCCCCAAAGCCCAAUCACAAACCCGAUCACCGAGCCGGUCAGCACGCAAAGCGCAAAGGAACAGAUAGCGAAAGAGGUUGAGUCGCGACCAACAUCUCCUAUGCUUCAAAAGUCCGAGAAUAGUGCAAGUCAGCCUAUUUCUUCCAGUAAUGAGCCCAGGGUGAAGCCCCCGACUCGGCAGGUAAUGCCUAAGAAUCCAGUUUCGAAAGCAAAGACCGAUUGGGACUACCAAAAAUCUUACUUCAACUCCCGGAGCCCAGAGAUUGACAUUUUGAUGAAUAUGGUUGGACUUGAGUCAGUGAAGUCUAAAUUCUUGACGAUCAAAGCCAAAGUCGAUACUGCCGUUAGGCAGAAUGUCGAUUUGAGCCGAGAGAGAUUUGGAACUGUGCUUCUUGGCAAUCCUGGAACUGGCAAGACGACAGUCGCACGACUGUACGCAAAUUUCUUGGCCGCAGUGGGCGUUAUUCCAGGUCGCAAGUUCAUCGAGACAACAGGGUCAAGAAUAUCAAACGAAGGCGUCUCGCAAUGUCAGAAGAUGAUUGAGCAGCUACUCAAAGAUGGCGGAGGAGUUGUCUUCAUUGACGAAGCCUAUCAAAUGGUCCAGGGCAGCAACUUUGGUGGUGGUCAGGUGCUUGAUUUUCUUUUAGCUGAGAUUGAGAAUCUCACCGGGAAGAUUGUAUUCGUUCUUGCUGGAUAUCAACGCCCGAUGGAGAAGUUUUUUUCUCACAACCCUGGACUCCCGAGUCGUUUCCCACAUGAGCUAGUAUUCGAGGACUUUAACGACACAGAACUCAUGAUGAUUGUUGAAACUUGGAUUGAAAGGACAUGGAAAAAGCAGAUGAAAGUUGACGAUGGGUUAGGUGGACUUUACUGUCGCAUUCUGGCCCGACGAAUUGGGCGGGGACGUGGCCGAGACGGGUUUGCGAACGCAAGAGCUGUUGAAAAUGCCAUGUCAAAGGUCACCGAGCGACAAACGGAGAGACUGAUGCAACAAAGGCGGCAGAGCUCUGCACCGGUUGAUGACUUCUUCCUUGAUGCGGAAGACAUGAUUGGCCCAGAUCCUUCUCAAAGCCUCAAGUCAUCGGAAGCUUGGCAAAAGCUGCAACGCAUGAUUGGGUUGACGGACGUUAAAAAGACUGUCCAAAGCCUGAUAGACACGAUUCAAUACAACUAUCGUCGUGAAAUAGAUGAGCAGCCUCCGGUUGGUUACAGUCUCAACAAAGUCUUUCUUGGAAACCCUGGAACGGGGAAAACGUCCGUUGCAAAGAUAUAUGGCCAAAUUCUCGUGGAUAUCGGGCUCCUGUCAAACGGUGAAGUGAUUGUCAAGAAUCCCUCGGAUUUCGUGGGCAGUGUGAUAGGAGAGUCUGAGAAGAACACAAAGGGCAUUCUCGCAGCUACACUGGGAAAGGUUCUUGUCAUCGACGAAGCCUACAGUCUCUUUUCCGGAGGAACAUCCGAUGGCACGGGGGCCAAGUCUGACCCAUACAGAAGUGCUGUCAUAGAUACCAUCGUAGCUGAUGUUCAGAGCAGGCCUGGCGAUGAUCAAUGUGUUCUACUUCUGGGUUACAAGGACCAGAUGGAGCAAAUGUUUCAAAAUGUCAAUCCAGGUCUCAGCCGACGUUUUCCGAUCGACCAGGCAUUCACUUUUGAAGACUUUACUGAAAAUGAGUUGGAUCUUAUUCUUGACCUCAAACUUACAGAACAAGGAUACGGAGUCACCGAUCGAGCCCGCCAGGUUGUUUUGGAGAUGCUUGAACGAGCUCGUAAUCGACCACACUUUGGCAAUGCUGGUGAAAUUGAUAUUCUGCUCAACGCAGCGAAGAUGCAUCAUCAGAUACGCAUUUCUUCAAAUAAGUCGAAGUCCCAGGCUCUUGAUACUGUUUUGGAGGCCGUCGACUUUGAUGAGAACUUUGAUCGCGCAGAGAAAAGUGAAACCAGUGUUUCGAAGAUGUUUGAAGGAGUGAUAGGCUGUGAAAACAUCGUUUCCAAAUUGGAAGGAUAUCAACAGCUGGUCAAGAGCCUCAAGAAGUUGAAUAUGGACCCUCGUGAGCAAGUUCCAUUUAACUUUGUCUUCCGAGGACCCCCAGGAACUGGAAAGACAAGCACAGCCAGAAAGAUGGGGCAAGUAUACUACGACAUGGGACUCUUGGCUUCAAACGAGGUCAUCGAAGCGUCUGCUACGGAGCUAGUAGGUCAAUAUGUCGGACAGACAGGCCCCAAAACCCAGAAAAUGCUGGAGCGUGGUCUUGGAAAGGUCCUGUUCAUCGACGAGGCAUAUCGUCUUGCUGAGGGUCACUUUGCCAAAGAGGCUAUGGAUGAGCUUGUGGAUUGCAUCACAAAGCUCAAGUUCGCCCGGAAGCUGAUCAUCAUUCUGACUGGCUAUGAUGCAGACAUAAACCGGCUCAUGUCCAUCAACCCCGGUCUUACCAGUCGUUUCCCAGAAUCUAUCCAGUUCGAGUCUUUAUCUCCGAGAGAUUGCAUUCAGUUACUGAAUGAGCUUCUCGAAAGAAAUAAAGAAGGCGUGCUCAGCAAGUCAAGAGUGAACUUCGACAUCUCCUGUCUGUAUCGCUCAGAUUCCGAUCUCAACCAAAGAUUGAUGUAUGGAUUUGAUAUCUUGUCCAAAACUGCAAGCUGGGCCAACGCCCGAGACGUUGAGACACUGGUGAAGGCGAUAUUCGGGAAGACCAUAAAGAGCCUAGGUUCUACCACUGGAUCGAAACUGGUAUUGAGCAGGGAUACUGUGGUUGAUGAGCUUCAGGACAUGAUCGAUGAGCGCCAAAGUCGGGAAAAUACCCAGCCAACACGUUCCACAAUGGGCCUCAACCCGGGAGAGAUACUACCAUUGCGUACCCAGUCUUUGAAUCCACCAGCGAGGAACACGACAAAUCAAAGUCAGAACCAGAAAUCCGAUGACAAGGUCAAUGCACCACCAGUGCAGGAUAAUAGCGCCAAACAAAGUUCUGUCACGGGCCGCGACGCAGGUGUCACGGACGAGGAAUGGAAUCAGCUACAGAAAGACAAAGCAGAUGCUGAGCAAAGGGAGAGAGAUUACAGGCGGAUUGUUGAGGAGGAAGAGGAAAAACAAAAAGAGUUGCUGAGACUGAAAGAAGAGGAGGAGAAGGCAGCACGGGCAGCAGAAGAGGCAAGACAGAAGCAGGAUGAGGAAUUGAGGAAGCGCCUUGAACAAGAACGAUUGCGACUUGAAUUGGAACGCAAGAGGCAGGAGGACAUCGCAAGAAAACUCGAAAUCCAGCGAAAAGCCUUAGAAGAAGCUCGCGGCAAAGAGCAGGCCAUUCAGACGAAGCUUCGGAGCAUGGGAGUUUGUGUUCAAGGUUUUCAGUGGAUCAAAAGAUCCGGUGGAUAUCAAUGUGCAGGAGGCUCUCAUUGGGUAUCAGAUGCUCAGCUUCAAUGA